Molecule: messenger RNA, 3819 nt
Organism: Sodiomyces alkalinus F11
Lineage: Eukaryota; Fungi; Ascomycota; Sordariomycetes; Glomerellales; Plectosphaerellaceae
Exons: 8
Coding region: 1-3819 (1272 amino acids)
Biological process (GO): positive regulation of phosphatidylinositol biosynthetic process; vacuole inheritance; protein localization to vacuolar membrane
Cellular component (GO): fungal-type vacuole membrane; PAS complex
Source: RefSeq, a predicted model, not a curated record
AUGGGUGACGAACAGUCCAAUGCAAGGGGGCCGAAUAGACCUGGGGACUCUAUGAUACUUGGAGACUGGCUCUCAACCGCUACCUGUUUGUGGGCCGAGAAGUAUUUUCGCCCUCCUACACGCCCCGUGUACCACGCCGUUCUCCAAUUCCCUGUGCGACCCUUGGUCGUCACAGCUGCAGUUCCCUUCAAUCCUUCCAGGUACCAGUGGGGCAAGAGUGACUGGACUGGCCUGUGGGGUACCGUUGGGGCAGGAGUUUCCCGUUGUGUCGCUCACUGGAAUCCCUUUUUUGUUUUCCCCCCGUCAUCCUCCAGGACGCAAGACGACGACAUCAUUCAUCAUCAUCGCCACAACCUCCACCACUUCGACAGCCAGACUCCUCCCCCCCUCCUUCCCCUCUCUUUCCAGGAGUUACUUCUGAGUGCAAACAACGGAUACGGCAACCAUCUGACCUCAACUCCUGUUGUACCCUACGACUACGUUUACGCUUCUCUCACACCGUUGACUGCUCACAUCUCCCGUCAAAAGGUCACCAAGAGCUGCGGCCACCCACCCGCCCACGCGAGUUCCCUGUCUCCUAUCACAUCACCACCCCCACACGUCCCUGGAAGCAGACGCCCGAAACCCCCUCGCAGUACUGCAACGAACGCUGGCGCCCCAAACAUCGCGAGGAACAGUUCUGUAGGAGGGCAGUCUUGUCGAUCAGAUCUCAAGCCAUCGUUCCACCAUCUCGUCUUUCGCUCCUUCCGACGCAUCGUCCAGGUCGAGAAAUUACGGCCUUCUCUUUGUUGUUACUGCUUGUUUCGGUUCUCCCCUGCCACCAUGGACAGGUCGACCAACUCGUCCACAGGCAGCCUGAACGCUGACCCUCAAGAGUCUUCUGGGCUGCCUGACGCGUCGCGCGUUCCUUCGUCGUCCACUCUUCGGAGCCGAUACUCCAAAGAUUCCUCUAACAGCAACUCGCUGAACCGGUCUCCGCUUCCAUCUCGAGAUCCUUCCCCAUCUCGACUACAGCCUUGGUCAUCUGCUACCGCCAACACAUCCAGGUCUAGGAGGAACAGUCAAAACGACACGAGUCCGACCCGCACUCCUAAGCCUACCAUCUCAGCGCCACCUCUGGGCUCAAGGACCCUUUCCCCAGCCACGACGCCCACCCUCCUCCCAGUCUCACAGGACAGCAGAAACCGGCCUGCUGCAGCCCCGCAGAAGGCAUCCGAUCACGGCCGGGCGAGAGAAAACCCUCGCUGGCCCGUCUCUCCUCGCUUGCGCUCGCCUCCUCCUCAGCUCAACAGACCCGUCGUUGCUUCUCUGCGACGUAACGAAACCGACCCGCCGGGAAUCAGCCUGCAGCGCCCGACUCCCUCCAUAGAUAAUGCCCCGACCAUGUCCGAGAGCGAGACGGAAGACUCUCAGACGCACUCCGGCGUGCGUACUCCAGCCGUGGCGAACAGCUCAACUCUCGAGACGGUCCAAGAAGUCAGCCAGCCGAAUUCACCCGGUCCACUCGAUGCAGACUUGGAGAAGAUCAACGAGAAGCUGGCCGACGAAGCUUUGACCAUGCCCGCCUACCCUGUACUCGCAGAGAACAAGAAUCAUCUGAGGCUUGCACGGGGUACCGAGAGCGGAAUUGACAGCGCCAGCACCAGGGCGGAUUCGAGGAGGUCUCGAAGCUCUGCCCCUCCCCCAACAACAUCCCGGCAGUCCAGCGCUGUAUCGGCAAAGCAAGGCAAGAACAAGCCCCCGGGAGACGGACCGGCCCAGACCAUGAUCGUGGAAACCGAGACGGUAACGUCCAUUCCCCAAAUGGCUUUGGGGCCAGGGUCCAAAAUGGAGAACGGUGGCACUGGCACUCUCCGGGCAAAGCCGAGUACGGAGACCAUUAAACCCAAGAAGGAAAAGAAGAAGAACAGCCGCAAACAGCCGGCUGUGCCUGCUGGUACUGGUGAGACACCACACCUCUUGUCGAAUGUCGUUCAGUACAAGCUGCGCCAUCAUCAGUCGAUGCGAUCAGUGUCUGUAGCGACUGAUGUUAGCGUGUCCCCGACAAAGUCGUUGCAGGACGAGGCAAUCUCCCCGCACGGUCGAUUGCCCAACGUCGUUAGUUCAUACCAUAUUAGCAGUUUACUGACUAAGCCACGUCCAGCAUCCUCCAAGGCCGACAUUUUCGAAGCCAAGGUUGCGAGUGCCGUCGACGAAGCCGACUCGUCCGACUCGGAAGAGACAUUUGUCUACGACUCCAAUCCACCCGACGGGGGAGACCGGCCGCGCCGAUUUCACCAUUCGCGGACUCCGAGCGCCGCCUCCAUGGCUAGCCAGGUCGACCGCUCGGCCAUGCGAUCCAUCCAUGCUGUCAUGGAGAGUGGCGCCAACCAGGCCCCGCCCUUGAGGAAGGGGAUGAAAUUCGUCAACACCUUCGCCGGCGGUGAAGCUCCCAUGAUCGGCGAAGAGGAUGGCGACGGCAGCGCGCGGAGCACGACGGGCCCUGGGUCCGGUCGAGGCACCACCCGUCGCCAUCAUAACCACACGCACAUUGGCCGUUGGGGCCGUAACGGCGCCAACUCUCACACGUCUCUGUUCGACAAUGAAUCUCCUUUCCCCAACGCGGCGCGAUCCAAGCUUUCGGGUAACCAGUCUCGCCACUCGUCGAACCCUCCGAGCCCUCGGAUGACUCAUCAAACCUCCUCGACCCGUGGAGGCAUCAGUUCGGCAAAACGGUCGCUCAUGCCCGGGCAGUCUUACGAUCUGGACGAUACCACCGGGGCCGAUGACGAACGGACUCCGUUGAUCUCCCCCACGGUGCGGCGGGGACGGAAUAGGCGCAACUAUGUGGACCUGCGCCACCUCGAAUGCCAGACAUACAGGCAAAAACCUUCGUACCUCAACCGCUUUGCCGCAUGUUUGGUGGUCACGAUGAUGCUCCUGCUGGUCAUCACCGGGGCCAUCGGGUUCAUGUUCGCCACAUCACAGCCGCUCACGGAUAUCGAGCUUGUAUCGAUUAAGAACGUCGUCGCCAGCGAUCCGGAACUCAUGUUCGAUAUAGCGGUCAAAGCGCACAACCCGAACAUCGUCGUCAUUGCUGUCGACCAAGCCAAUAUCGAGGUGUUCGCCAAAUCCCCCCGUGCCGGAACCGACAUGGACUGGUGGAAGUCCCCACACGGUCCUAAUGACCACGACGGCACGGACUCCGAUAUCCACAUCGAGGACGAUCCACCUUAUGAACCACCCGAUGACGAGGCGGCUCCGAACAUGCAUCUCGGCACCAUUACCGAGUUCGACAGCCCUCUUUCGUUCGAGGGUUCUUUCUUUAAUAAGGGCGUGUCCACCUCUACCGGUGGUAUGAGGCUUUCCUUGCCCGGUAAUCACUCGGCGGGUGGCUCGGAACGUUGGGGACGCAUCAUACAGGAUGAUUUCGUACUCGUUCUCAAGGGCGUCGUGCGAUACACUCUUCCCUUGAGUCAACGAGUAAGGAGCGCAUCUAUAACUGGACGGACGACGGUCAAGCCAAACUCGGCCAGCAAUCCAUCCCUCAACACGACGCUACCCUGGAACGGGAGCGACCCCAAUCGAGGCGUUUUGCGGCAAAACUUUUCAACAUUGGGCGCAUUUGGCGCACGUAUGGGAUGGGCAGACGAUGAGGCGCUCCACGAGCUUCAAAUCCCCGAAGAGAAGAGGAGGGGCAAUAUUCGGAACCACACAACGUAUCAGAUGUUUCAAGUGGCGAAGCUCGGGAGCAAUCGGCAGCGUGGCAUUGUUUUCAUUCGUGGCAUGGCUACUGAUGGACAAAAGUGGCAACUACAGUGUAAUUGUAACGACCUCUAA